CGUACUCGGAGGACAUGUCCACGCUGUCCAGUGGGGGCGCUGGCUGCGCCGGUGGCGCCGCGAAGGCGUCCUCGUCCGCGGGAGACCUGCUACUGGGCCUGGGUCCGACGCACUUUAAGGGCAUCUCACGCAGGGUCCAGUCCAGCACGGCCGUGGCGGUCAAGACGCAGGACGCCGGACACGCCAGGGCUUCUGGAGACUUCUGCUGCCCCGCGGCUUCCGGCGGCGUGUUCCUACCUGAAGGUCGCGCCCUGAGCGCCGCUUCGUCCGAGGAGACCUGGUCGACGACGGGAAAGAAAGGCGGCCACCAUUUCGCUUCCAGUCAGAGGUCCAUCGACGGUUUCUUCAAGCGCCUCGUCCGGAAAAAGUGACGACUGCCUCAGCGG
Messenger RNA from Rhipicephalus sanguineus (brown dog tick), 386 nucleotides. RefSeq lists its product as uncharacterized. The transcript is spliced from 2 exons. The coding region runs from base 15 to 371 and encodes 118 amino acids. NCBI's taxonomy places the organism in Eukaryota, Metazoa, Arthropoda, Arachnida, Ixodida, Ixodidae. The record is from RefSeq and is a predicted model, not a curated record.